Messenger RNA from Trypanosoma rangeli, 1272 nucleotides. RefSeq lists its product as uncharacterized. Lineage: Eukaryota; Euglenozoa; Kinetoplastea; Trypanosomatida; Trypanosomatidae. The coding region runs from base 1 to 1272 and encodes 423 amino acids. The transcript has a single exon. The record is from RefSeq and is a predicted model, not a curated record.
AUGCAAUGCAUCAGAAGUGUGGCUGAUUGCAUCAGUGGCCCCUGCUCCGCUGUCAUUAAGUUCCAGAAACAGUUUGUGGAUGACGUCAUCGUCAACGUGAAAAAGCAAAGGGAGGAACUGAGCCGUCACAAUCACGAGCUUCAGAACCGACGGGUGCGGCUUCAUCUUGAUUACCUGGAGGAGGAGUAUCUCUGCUGCGUGUGCGGCAAGCCGGGCGAGCAGCGGGACACAGACGACGCGGUGUCUGACGAAUUCAGCAUUGUUCACAUGCCCAGCAAAGAGCGAAUUGAAAAGGCCAUCAUUGUCUCGGGGCAGUUGAACCAGAACGGGGAGACUGAGGGCGAUGAUGGGUUUCGGGCGUUGGGGCCUCGGACUGACGCGCUGCUUGGGGUUCUUUUUACACCCACGGAGCAAAGUGCGAGCAGGAUGGUGGCGAAGGUGCAGCAUUGCAUUCUCAACCAGGAGGCCGCGCGACAGCAAAAACGGAAGUGGGCACACCGCGACAAGGGGCUUAUGAAGAUUGAGGAACCUGAUAUUGACAUGUUUGAGCAGUUUUUCAGGCGGCCUGUUCACGGGUAUCUUUGCUCAGAUUGUCACACCUCGGCUAAGAGGAGGUUGGACACGCUGAUAAAUCAAAUACAGACAAUUCUGUUCAAAGGGAAAACCCCGUUUCUACGCCGUGGCUGCAGUACAGCCCAGACCCAGUGGCAGGAGGCAACGGCUUCUCGCAGCUGGCCUGCUUUGGCUGCCUUCCAGCCACACCCUGGGAUGAUGCGGGAAACGCAUAAUUACGCUACUCUCUCCGAUGCAGCUAUAACGCAUCUAAGAGCGAAUUUCCGCUGUGCUGUUUGUAAGCGGCGGCAGGCAUCAUUCUUUGUUCGGCAAAGCGCCACCUUUCUUUGUCAGUUUUGCUGUUCAAGAGACCGUUUUUACCGUGAUAACGCGACCUGCAUAAACGAUGAGCCUAUGCCAAAAGAAACUGCACACCUACUGGAAAGCCUGGCACUCUGCCAAGCAAAGGUGGGGGAAGGGAAAGAACACGACGCAUGGGUCAGCGGCGGUGAAAGGCGUGGCGUUAGCCUUUUUCGGGAGCAUAAUACCCUUGACCUCUUUGCAGCCCAGUUGCCACCACAUGCAGCUAUCAGCGUGAAGCCAGCUCUUCCUCACGCCUCAGCUUCUUUGGAUCGAAGGAGCGUCGCCGGAAACAUGUCGGUUUCCCUUUUUGGCGGAAAGAAGUUUCUUCUGAAUCUCCCGGAAUCCGAGGUAUUUUGA